AUGGCAUCUAGCUUACCUCCUAUCCAGUCCGAUGACUCCAAAAUAUGCGUGGUGAUGGUUGGUCUCCCUGCACGAGGCAAGAGUCUCAUUGCAGGGAAAGCCAUGCGAUAUUUGGCUUGGGUGGGAAUCCCUGCCCGUGUGUUCAACGUCGGUAGCUACCGACGAAAUAACACCCCGCAGCCACAGGCGACCUUCUUUGAUCCCCACAAUGCUGAGGGUGAACGUAUGCGCCGGGCUGCCGCGGAAGGUGCCUUGUCCGAUAUGCUAGCAUGGUUCCAAGCAGGCAAAGGAACAGUUGCGAUCUUAGACGCGACAAAUUCCACAAAAGAACGCCGCAAGUGGAUUCAUGAGCAAUGUACUGCGGCAAAUGUCGAAACGCUUUUCGUUGAAUCUAUCUGUGACGAUGAAGAUUUGAUUAUGACGAAUAUUCUAGAAGUGAAAACCACUUCGCCGGAUUAUAAGGGUCAAGACCCUGAGUUGGCCGCUUUGGACUUCCGAAAACGCAUUCGUAAUUACGAAAAGGUCUACGAGACGAUCGAUGACGGCGAGAAGCAAUACACUUACGUUAAGCUGAUCAAUGUUGGAUCGACUGUCAUUAUCAAUCAGAUCAAGGAUUACUUAUCCAGUCGCCUGGUAUAUUACAUUCAGAACUUGCACAUUAAACCACGAUCAAUCUGGUUAUCUCGACACGGUGAAUCGGAAUACAACCUGACUGGACGUAUUGGUGGAGACUCUAAUAUUUCAGAGCGCGGUGAAGCAUACGCUAGUGCACUACCAGAGUUAAUGCGCAAGUCCGGAAUCCCAGAAAACACCAAGAUUGUAAUCUGGACCUCUACCCUUCGUCGCACCAUCCAAACAGCCCGCCACCUCAAAGCCGAAACAAGCUUCGAGAAACUAGAAUGGAAAGCACUAGACGAGCUGGACUCUGGUGUCUGCGAUGGCCUGACCUACGAAGAAAUCGCCGAGAAGUACCCUGAAGACUUCGCCGCCCGCGACGAGGACAAAUACAAUUACCGCUACCGUGGUGGAGAAUCCUAUCGUGAUGUCGUCAUUCGCCUUGAGCCCAUUAUCAUGGAACUAGAACGCAGCGAAAACGUCGUUAUCGUCACCCACCAAGCCGUCCUACGAUGCAUAUACUCUUAUUUCAUGAAUGUUCCUCAAGAAAAGUCUCCGUGGAUGGAAGUUCCAUUGCAUACACUGAUUAAACUUACCCCUCGCGCGUAUGGUACAGAGGAACAACGCUUCAAGGCGGAUAUCCCUGCUGUAUCUACGUGGCGUGGGAAGGGCACAUCAGCGAAACAUCAGGAUUUUCCGGCGGAUGGACAUGAAGAACUUGGACAAAAGUAG
Messenger RNA from Penicillium angulare, 1347 nucleotides. RefSeq names its product bifunctional nucleoside/nucleotide kinase/histidine phosphatase family protein. NCBI's taxonomy places the organism in Eukaryota, Fungi, Ascomycota, Eurotiomycetes, Eurotiales, Aspergillaceae. Bases 1 to 1347 code for a protein of 448 amino acids. Gene Ontology annotation, molecular function: 6-phosphofructo-2-kinase activity; fructose-2,6-bisphosphate 2-phosphatase activity; ATP binding. The transcript is spliced from 3 exons. Gene Ontology annotation, biological process: fructose metabolic process; fructose 2,6-bisphosphate metabolic process. The record is from RefSeq and is a predicted model, not a curated record. Gene Ontology annotation, cellular component: cytosol.